AUGAAGUUCUUCAACACCCUCGUCCUGGCUUCCACGGCCCUCGCCCUCCCGACGGAAAACAAGCGCCAGAUAGGCAGCGUCGGCAGCACGGCCAACGAGUUCAAGACGGGCGGCUGCAAGGACAUCAUCUUCGUCUGGGCCCGCGGCUCGACCGAGAUCGGAAACAUGGGCACCGUCGUCGGUCCCCCGGUGGCCAACAGGCUCAAGAGCGCCUUCAGCGGCCAGGUCGCCGUCCAAGGCGUCGACUAUGCCGCCCGCCUCGACACCAACUUCCUCCCCGGGGGCGCCGACCCCGCCGGCAUCAGCGAGAUGGAGAGCAUCCUGAACAACAUCGCGUCCAAGUGCCCCGACGCCAUUGUCGUCACCGGAGGAUACUCCCAGGGCGCAGCCGUCAACCACCGCGCGAUCGAGGACCUCCCCGAGGCGCAGAAGACCCAGAUCGCCGGCGUCGUCACCUUCGGCGACACCCAGUUCCGCGCCGACAACGGCCAGAUCCCCAACUUCCCCAAGGACAAGAUCAAGAUCAUCUGCGCCGCGAACCCGCGCGACACCGUCUGCGACGGCAACCUGAGCGCCGCCGUGCUGGCGCCGCACCUCUCGUACGGCGCCGACGCCGGCGAGGGCGCCGAUUUCCUCAUCGCCAAGAUCAGGGCCGUUCAGGGGGCUUGA
Colletotrichum karsti is the source of this 669-nucleotide messenger RNA. RefSeq names its product cutinase. Gene Ontology annotation, molecular function: cutinase activity. NCBI's taxonomy places the organism in Eukaryota, Fungi, Ascomycota, Sordariomycetes, Glomerellales, Glomerellaceae. Gene Ontology annotation, cellular component: extracellular region. The transcript has 3 exons. The coding region runs from base 1 to 669 and encodes 222 amino acids. Gene Ontology annotation, biological process: carbohydrate catabolic process. The record is from RefSeq and is a predicted model, not a curated record.